CUUGUAGUGCCUGAAUCAGUCAUGUUGAAUGAAGAGAGAGACAGGGUGAAUACUUCCACCAUCACUGCAUCAUGGACAAUGGCCAAUGGUAUAGUGGAUUACUAUCAAGUCUCUUGCUCCAAUGGAACUGCUUCACCAGCCCAGGUCAACCCCUCAGAAGACCUGGAAGCGUCUUGUACAAGGCUAUCAACUCCUGGAGAUAACUAUACUAUCUCUGUGACGACAGUCAGCAAUGGUCAAAACAGUGCAGUAUCGACCAUCACAAUCACUGCUUUGCCCUCGCAAGUUACUAACCUUGCAGAAUCAGGAGCAACCAAUGAUUCAGUCUCAGCAACAUGGACCAAGCCGGAUGGUGUGGUCAGUAGCUACAAUGUGACCUGUCCAGAUGGGACCACCCGUACAGAACCCGAGGAGAAUGAUGACAGUACACACUCUGUGACAUGUUCUGGUCUACCAGAUCCAGGACCUGGGGGAAACCACAUUAUCAUGGUUGUAACACUGAGUGGUAGCAAAGCUAGUGAUCCAGCUACAGUUACCAUAACUGCUUUUCCGAACAGUGUGGUUCUAAGAGAAGAUGGAGUGACAACCAGACAGAUAACUGUGCAAUGGGUUGAUCCUGUGGGAGAAGAAGAUUCCUUCAUUGUAGACUGUGGUGAUGAUGGUAGCAAUGACAUCACCCUCUUCCCUGGUGAUGCAACAGACAAUACUUUUGAAGCAACUUGUAACACAUCGGCGGCUGGAGCUCCCUAUGACAUCACUGUGACCAGCGUGAGUGGGGAUAAAGAGAGCCCUGUCACCGGGACUUUUACAGCAGCAACUCCAGAUGGCGUGACUUUUGAAGAAGGUUCAGCAAGCACAACGGCCGUUACUGUCACCUGGAUUGCAUUAGCCAGAGCUGAUGGGUUCAGAGUUAACUGCUCUGAGGGCACCCCAUCCCAUGAGGGCACCCCAUCUCCUGACUCUCCCCUUCCUGGUUCAGCUACUGAGGUGACUUGUAAUGGAGUCACACCAGGGGGCAAUCAUUCAGUUAGUGUUAUCACCCUGGAAAACAAUGGAGAGAGUCCAGCCGCGGUCAUGUAUGUCGUUGCAGUACCUCUAAGUGCUGACCUCGCUGCUGAUACCUCGACAAUAAACUCUGUCAGUGCCAUGUGGCCCUAUCCUGGAGGAUUGGUGGACAUCUUUGAGGUGAACUGCAGCAAUGGUACAGAGAGGAACGCGACAUUGGCUGCUAAUGAAGAUCUUAAUUCUAGCUAUGUAGUUAGUUGUGAUGGUGUGUGGAAUCCUGGAGACAAUUACUCCAUGGUUGUUACAAGUCUGAGCAAUGGAGAGGAAAAUUCUGCUAGCAUCAUACUAACAGCUUUACCUGUUAGUGUAAACCUGACAGCCGGGGGUUCUACAACCAGCUCCGUGACUGCAACCUGGGAUAUUCCUGGAGGCAUAGUGGACGAAUUUGAAGUUGAAUGCAGUAAUGGUACUGCAAGUACCCCUGGUAAUGGUUCGGACCAGGAUUAUUUAGCCUCCUGUGACGAUGUAGACUCUCCUGGAGAUAAUUACACUAUGACGGUCAAGAGUCUGAGUAACACACAGAGAAAUUCAGCUACAAUUGUAUUGACAGCCUUGCCUGAAUCAGUCAGCUUGAAUGAGGCGAUAGACAUGGUAACCACUACCACCAUUACUGCAUCAUGGACCAAGCCCAAUGGUAUAGUGGAUUACUAUGAAGUCUCCUGUUCCAAUGGAGACCCUUCACCAGUCAUGGGCAACCCCUCAGGCAACCUGACAGCAUCUUGUACUGGGCUAUCAACUCCUGGAGACGACUAUACUAUCUCUGUGACGUCGGUCAGUAAUGGUCAACGUAGUGAGACAGACACUAUCACAAUCACUGCGUUACCAGAGGCCGUUGAACUUUCCGAGGGUGAGUCUAACACAACAGUCAUCUCAGCUACAUGGACAGUCCCUAACAGUGUGGUGGAUACCUUCAAUAUCACAUGCUCCGAUGGUACUGCAUCCCCGCCAUCUAUUUCUGUGGACAGCAGUCAAGCCGGGCAGCAGCUGACGGCUUACUGCGUAGGGUUACCCACAUCUGGAGAACAGUACGACCUCUCGGUGGUUGCUAUUAGCAAAGAGAAGCUGAGCGCCGUCAGCACCGUUGGAGUCUUUGCACUGCCCCUUGGAGUUGACCUCGAGGAAGGACCUUCGACCCUGACAUCAGUUAGCGCAUCCUGGAUGAGGCAGAAUGACACCGUAGAGAGUUACAGCAUCACGUGUAGCCAUGGAGACGCAUUCCCAUCCACCAUCGAAGACACCAAUCAAGAAUCAUUCUCAGCAGCCUGUGUGAACCUGACAGGACCAGGAGCGACCUAUAGCAUGAAUGUUUUCAGUGAAGUGGGCACAGACUCAUCCUCUAACGGCACAAGAGCUUCGAGUCUUAUCAAUCUGGUUGCAGUGCCUGCAUCGGUUGAAAGCAUUGCUGUCACUGAACCCACCACAACUACUGUUGAUGUACAGUGGAAUCUCACGCAGUGCUCAGAGUGCGUCUACAACUAUUUCCUGUUGACCUUUCAACCCGACAGUCAGGAAGCAAUCAGAGUAGAUUACAUGGCUGGUGUUAAUGAGUAUUCUUCUCAAGUGUCGGGUUUAAUACAGGGGAGGAGCUAUAACUUCACUGUGGUGUCUGUGAGUGGGGUUGGUGUUGAAGACGCGACACUAAAGACUAGCGAGGAGAAGAGUGUGGAUCAGAGAACAGUUCCUGCAACUCCAUUUGGGUUGGUCAUCGUGUCUAGCCAGCGGGAACUAAACCUGGAAUGGGAGUAUCAAGGAGAUGCAGAUGACUUUACCAUCACAAUCACACCCGACCAUGGCAGAGCCGUGUUCAAUGAAAACUUUACUCGACCGGCUGCAGAGAUCACGGAUCUGACCCCAGGGACAAUUUAUGACAUUGCCAUAGUAACCGUCAGUGGCAAUGAGAGGAGUGAACCCAUAACUGAUACUGCCAGGACCGAACCUGAUAAGCCAAGUCCUGUAGGCAACCCUCAAGCAGAAGUAGUAGAUAAGAAUACAAUCACCUUGACUUAUGAGAGUCCAGAUGAGCCUAAUGGUAAUAUCACGUCUAAUGUGAUAAGCUACAUUGGUACAAGAGAUGACAACCCUAGUCAUGAAUUCAGCAAAGUUUAUAGUCCCCCGGUCCUGACAGUUACAUACGAUGAUCUGUAUCCUGGGUUCUCUUAUACAUUUACGAUAAUAGCAGUGAAUGACGGACCUUUUGAAAGUGAACCAGUUUCAACUGCACCAGUGGAAACGCCACAAGAAGAGCCAUCCCCAGUUCCGGAAGACUAUCCCUAUGAAGCCAAUACAGUUUUCUCUGAGACCUCUACCACCUCGUUCGCUGUGGUGCUUCCAGACGAUUUAUUCAGCCAUGACAACGGUGAACUUUUGAGCUUCGCUAUCAUCAUCACAAAGGAAGCUAAUGAUCAAACUGUUGGCAGCACAGAACUGACUUACGACGAGGCCAGAGCUCAGAAUGGGAAUAUGCCUGCUUACAUCACAGCCAUUGAUAUCCCAUAUCCAUAUCCACCGUCAUUUGGCUCUAAUCGUAAAAGACGGGCAACGGAACCCUCGGCUACAGUAGUCAUAGGUAAUGGGACCUGUGCAGGUAGUCCAAAGGAAUAUUGCAAUAGAGGUUUGGAUGACGACACAGAAUACUACUAUGCGUUCAGAGCAUACAAUGGCAUGGGUAAUGUGACAUCCAGUACAUUUGGACCUGUGAAAACAGUUAAAGACAACACAGCGGGGAUUGCUGCUGGGGUAUCCGUCUCACUGAUCAUCAUCAUCGUGGCUGUAGUGGUAGUUGUCGUGUUCUUAAAAAGAAGACAACCAAAGGAACCUUCACCACGCCCAAGUCUUGAAGGCAGAGAAAAUCAAGGCUAUGAUGGACCUGAUCAUGAAAUGCGACCAACACGAAGAAAAACCGGCGGCUCAAUGCACAGGAAAAGUCAUUCUAAGCCCAUCGUCUUGAAUAAGUUUGAGGGGCAUUAUGGCCGGAUGAAGGCUGAUUCAGAUUUCAGAUUCACAGAGGAAUAUGAUGAAAUCCGUCUAGUGGGUAAGGACCAAGCCAUUGUAUCAGCUUUAGAGAUGGUGAACAGAGCCAAAAACCGAUUCACUAAUAUCCUACCAUAUGAGCAUUCCCGCGUUAAGCUUGCGGCUCUCGCCGACGAUUCAGACACGGACUACAUCAAUGCAAAUUACAUCCCCGGUUACAACUCGCCACGCGAAUUCAUGGCUUGCCAGGGCCCGUUGCCGGGGACGGUGGAUGAUAUGUGGAGGAUGAUCUGGGAGAAGAAGACCUCCAUCAUCGUCAUGCUGACGCAGCUCGUUGAAAAGGGCAAGAUAAAAUGUCAUGAAUAUUGGCCUGCAGAUUACAACCCCGUCACAUAUGGAUCGAUACAGGUCUCCGUACAAGCACUUCAGCAGUAUGACCACUGGGUCAUUAGGGAGUUCAGCAUAUCACAGGGAGAUGAGAUCCGAAAACUUACGCAGUAUCAUUUCAUGUCAUGGCCUGACCACGGGGUCCCGGAUAAGACCUGGACCAUGCUGGACUUUGUCCGAACGGUCCGAGAAGCAAUUCAGAAAACAGCCAGCGAUCGGCCUAUUGUAGCGCACUGCAGCGCCGGUGUUGGUCGGACAGGGACGUACAUCGCUCUCGAUCGGUUGAUGCAGGCCAUGCAGGAGAACGACUACAUCGAUAUCUUUGGGAUUAUAUGUGAGAUGAGGAUGCAGAGAAAUCACAUGGUCCAGACGGAAAAACAGUACAUCUUCAUUCACGAAUGUGUGAUGGAUCUCUUGCGGAGAGGCGAGGAGGAGGAUACAGGGGAGAGUAUCUAUGUAAAUCUUCCUUCCAACGGGUUCAAAGAUCCAGAUGACGUCAACAAGAACCUGCUAGACCAGGCCGUCUAGUGCAUCCUGGGAAGGUUACGAGAGUUGUCUGCAAUAUCUCUUAAAGCCCCACUGCACUACUUACAUGUAUAGCUACUUGCGCCCUCUAUGUAGCAAACAAUGCCUAAUCGGUGCCUGUUGGUCCCCCAUGAUCCUCUUUUUCUUAUGUUAAUUGAUCGAGAGCUGAUGGGAUGGGAUAACCAACUGUUGGUGACCUUGCAGGGAGGUCUAAUCCCCCCUGGCCAAACUAGUGCAGACGGGCUUUAAGCAGGAUUAUCUCAGGAUUCAGGAAAGUUCUGUUUACAGCAGGAAAGAUUUAAAUUCCUCUGAUCUUUUGAUAAUGGUUAUUCAUUGAAGAGACCAUUUAGGAUGUUAAUUUUUAAAGGUCUGAAGUCGAUCAGCAUUUCAUCUUCAAACUGCAACUCUGGUGUUUUAUUUUAUUUUUUAUAUAGUUGUAAAUUUAAUCAUUCAUCUCAACUUAAGUUUCUACUUACAUGUAUAUACUGUUCAUGUAUGUGUAUGUAAACAAUAGGCACACUGCUUAAGUUUUGCCUUUAUUUCUUGUGUUAAAUAUAUCAUGGACUGAAUGAAAUUAUUGUAUCUUUCAACCAAUAUAGCUUUCAUUUUUCUACUUUACCUUUGUCACAUAUUUGUACUUAUUUUUUACCAAUCUGUAAAAGAUUAUCACAACUAUUGAUGGGGAGAAAAAGUUGUUUGUAAUCAUAAUUGACCGUCCAUGUUAUUUUUUAUGGACCAUGAUGCACUAGUAGAGCACAGAGAAAUUGAGUGCACCUACGGUAUACAAGAACAUGAAAAUCUGGGUCCUAUUGUUGCGAGUGAACCGAAUCAAUAUCAACUCCUCCAAUCAAUCGCAAGUUUGCAGUCUCCUAUUUCUUUAAUGAACAAAGUUGCGAUUGAUAUCAAUGGCAAAUAAGUUGCAAUUGAUCCCAACUGUCUAUAAGACGGACCCUGGCAUAUGGACUUUUGAGAUGAAUCACAUUUAAGGCAUAAAGGGUGUCUUGAUAUCGAGAGCAAGUGUACAGAGUGCCUGGCAUUGAGCCCACAACCAUACAACUCAACACAACUCACAAACGUGUUAGUUUGUAUGCAGGCGCAUGUAUAUUGUACAUGUACGUGUAGUCUGCGUUUAAGUCUCAGGUGUUUCAUCUAUUCAAAGGAAUAGGAGUUAGUGCCCUUCUGGCUCCCAGCUAGUAUAAUAGGAGAAAUACAUAAAUAUGUGUGCAUGUUAUGUACAGUGUGAGUUUGAGAUUUUUGUGGUGCAAUGGUGCAAUAUCCACAAAUUUUGCCAAAUUGCUCUCACGUCUUUCUGCACCUUGUUGCAUUUUGCACCAAUGAAGGUGGUUUUGACCUUAACUGUUUCAGUGGUGG
Messenger RNA from Strongylocentrotus purpuratus (purple sea urchin), 6318 nucleotides. RefSeq names its product receptor-type tyrosine-protein phosphatase beta. Gene Ontology annotation, biological process: protein dephosphorylation. The transcript has 27 exons. The coding region runs from base 22 to 4950 and encodes 1642 amino acids. The record is from RefSeq and is a predicted model, not a curated record. NCBI's taxonomy places the organism in Eukaryota, Metazoa, Echinodermata, Echinoidea, Camarodonta, Strongylocentrotidae. Gene Ontology annotation, molecular function: protein tyrosine phosphatase activity; protein binding.